Trichomycterus rosablanca is the source of this 1121-nucleotide messenger RNA. It is a transcript of the gene erh, whose product is annotated as ERH mRNA splicing and mitosis factor. The record is from RefSeq and is a predicted model, not a curated record. The transcript is spliced from 4 exons. Lineage: Eukaryota; Metazoa; Chordata; Actinopteri; Siluriformes; Trichomycteridae. Bases 105 to 419 code for a protein of 104 amino acids.
UCGUCACCGGAAUAUGACUUUUGUUCUGUUCAGUUCUCUGCAGCUGUUCUAGAAAAAGCACACUGGAAACUGAACUGUCCUCUGAGACUUUAUUUGGUCCAAACAUGUCUCACACAAUUCUGCUCGUUCAGCCAACUAAAAGACCAGAAGGAAGAACAUAUGCCGAUUAUGAAUCUGUCAAUGAGUGCAUGGAAGGAGUGUGUAAAAUGUAUGAGGAGCAUCUGAAAAGAAUGAAUCCCAACAGUCCCUCCAUCACUUACGACAUCAGUCAGCUGUUUGAUUUCAUCGAUGACCUGGCUGACCUCAGCUGUUUGGUGUACCGGGCUGAUACACAGACCUACCAGCCCAACAACAAGGACUGGAUUAAGGAAAAGAUCUAUGUAUUGCUAAGACGCCAGGCUCAGCAGGCAGGCAAAUAGAGCAGCGAGGAAAGGUUUUUGUGGGCUGCAUGGAUUUUUUUGGACAUGGGAUCCAUCCAUGUAACUGUUACAAACUGCUGAAUUUUUCUAUGCCAUAAAUGUUUGUUUAUGAUGCCCAGUGUAGGAUUCCACUGAUGAAUGUUUGUGUUUUUGAUCAGCUGAGAUGACUAACAUCUGAGUGGUGGGUGUUGUACUGUGGGACUUAAUCUUAUUUACAUUGAAGUGGGAUUGGAAGUAUUUUUUAAAAUAUAUUUUUAUUUUUUAUCGAACUUUACAUUUUUACAUUGUCUUUUUUUGUUAUUUCAGUACUUCACAGAAACCAAUGUAAUCUAAAUUCUGCAUACAUUCUGAUGCUGUUAAUACACUAGUCUAACUUUAAAAAAGCUAAUUUUUACAAAUGGUGUCAUACAGAAUUCCUCUUGGCAGUCUUUCAUAAAUACUGAAAGCAAAGUCUUUAGACAUCCUUUCAUUUAAAUUUCAAAUGUUAUGGCAUGUACAUUUGCAAUUUAUACUUUAUAGAAAUUUGUAUUACAUUUAACAUUUAUAUAACUUAGUGGUUAGGUUCGGUUAUCUUUCUGUUAUGUUCCAGUGGUUCGAUUAGUUGUAUGAUUAUAACCUCCAACCACCAAUAUCUGUUUUUUAAGCUGCCAUUAAGCAGUUUUGUUUUCUUUUUCUUUAAUACAAUAAACAAGUUAAAACAAA